Molecule: messenger RNA, 2293 nt
Organism: Oncorhynchus gorbuscha (pink salmon)
Lineage: Eukaryota; Metazoa; Chordata; Actinopteri; Salmoniformes; Salmonidae
Product: heterogeneous nuclear ribonucleoprotein L-like
Exons: 14
Coding region: 288-1904 (538 amino acids)
Biological process (GO): mRNA processing; regulation of RNA splicing
Cellular component (GO): nucleus
Molecular function (GO): mRNA binding
Source: RefSeq, a predicted model, not a curated record
CAUUCUCAAAAAGCUGUAACCACCUAGUUCACUCGCCUGAAAUGAAAAUGUAUUUAUUGUAGAAAUAAAGAUUAUCUUAACUUUUUUUUUUUUUUUACAGAUAACAGAUCAAUACAGUAGUAGUGGUUUGAGCUCUAAGAUAAAUUGGUGAUGGCGUUAUUGACGUGCCUUUUAGGCCAAUUGGAAACCGCAGCGGACUCUUCAAGGCGGGCCCAUGUGUGUCUUUUUCAAUACUUUCCCGUCCAUUUCAUACGGUCGCUGCUACCAACCUUAUUAACUGGGACAACAUGGCUAUGGCAGGCCGUUAUUACGAAGGCGGCAGGGCAACGAAAAGACUAAAAACCAACGACGGAAUGACAACGGAGGGCUAUGAUGACCCACAUAAGACCCUUCCUUCACCAGUUGUGCAUGUGCGUGGCUUGGUGGACGGCAUUACGGAGGCUGACCUUGUGGAGGCUCUGCAGGAGUUUGGAGCUAUUAGCUAUGUGGUGGUUAUGCCCAAGAAGCGUCAAGCCCUGGUUGAGUACGAGGAUCUGAAUGGGUCGUGUACUGCUGUGACGUAUGCCAAUGACAACCAGAUCUACAUUUCCGGGCACCCAGCCUUUGUCAACUACUCCACCAGCCAGAAGAUCUCCCGGCCAGGCGACCCGGACGAUUCUAGAAGUGUCAACAAUGUGCUACUUCUCACCAUCAUGAACCCAAUCUACCCCGUUACCACGGAUGUGCUCUACACGGUCUGCAAUAACUGCGGCCCUGUCCAGAGGAUUGUCAUCUUCCGGAAGAAUGGUGUUCAGGCCAUGGUGGAGUUUGAUUCGGUGCAGAGUGCACAGAGGGCGAAGGCCUCCCUCAACGGGGCAGACAUCUACUCUGGCUGCUGCACCCUGAAGAUCGAAUAUGCCAAGCCAACUCGUCUCAAUGUGUUCAAGAAUGACCAGGACACUUGGGACUACACCAACCCCAACCUGAGUGGUCAAGAUGCAGAAGCUGAUGGCAAUGGGAGCAAUGCUGGAGAAGAUGGGAGUGCCAACCCCAACAAGCGUGUGAGAGCGCCGGCUCUGCUGGGAGACCACCCUCCAGAGUACGCUGGUGGUUACCAUGGAUAUGAUGAAAGCGGUUAUGGUGCCCCGCCCCCCCCACACUACAGCGAGGGCCGUCGCAUGGGUCCUCCCAUGAGGGGGCGAGGGGGGGCACACAGCUACGGUGGGGGACCUGGCUACGGCCCUCCCCCUCCACCCCCUGGCGAGUACAGUGCCCACGCAGACUCUCCUGUAGUCAUGGUCUACGGUCUGGAGCCUGCCAAGAUGAAUGCAGAUAAGGUGUUCAACGUUUUCUGUCUCUAUGGCAAUGUGGAGCGGGUGAAGUUUAUGAAGAGUAAGCCAGGAGCAGCCAUGGUGGAGAUGGGAGACUGUUACGCUGUGGAUCGGGCCAUCACUCACCUCAACAACAACUUCCUGUUUGGACAGAAGCUCAACGUCUGUGUGUCUAAGCAGCAGGCCAUCAUGCCCGGUCAGUCUUACGAGCUGGAGGACGGCAGCACCAGCUUUAAGGAUUUCCACGGCUCCCGCAACAACCGCUUCACCUCCCCAGAACAGGCUGCCAAGAACCGCAUUCAGCACCCCAGCAGCGUCCUGCACUUCUUCAACGCCCAGCCAGACUCGUCUGUAGAGAUUUUCACUCAGAUCUGUGAAGAGGUUUCUGUCAAAGUCCCUGCAAACAUCAAACUUUUCACAGGAAAGAGUGCAGGUCCAGGUGAACGCAGCUCUUCAGGGCUGUUGGAGUGGGAGUCGAUCAACGACGCCAUGGAGGCCUUGUCCAUGAUAAACCACUACCAGAUGAAGAACGCAACUGGGCCGUACCCAUACACCCUCAAGCUGUGCUUUUCCACCGCUCAGCAUGCAACCUAAACAGCCACCACAAUCAUGGACAAUGUUCCACAUCAAACCAUCGUCCCAACAGUCUUCACCCCUAUUUUGACCAUGUCUGUUUUAGGCAGUUAAUGAGUUUGUCCGCAGUCAUAUCGGUUUGUCCUUGAUAUUGAGCUCAUAAAAGCGAGUUGUGUGAACUGGUAAAGUAGGUUGUUUUUAUUCCUGAUGGAUGAAAUAUGUAAAGGCUUUUGUAUAAGUAUUGUUUUGCAUAUUUUAUUACUCCGUGUGUUUGUUGUUGUAUCUCUUCCUGCUCAGUACCAUGCCUCUACAAGUCUGUAUUUUGAGGAAGGAGUGUUUUAUUUGGUUGGAAAACAUCAAUUUCAAGAAAUGUAUCUUUUGAGAGCCCUCAAUAAAGGAACUUUAUUCCA